AUGCAAGAAAACAAGCUGUUGUCGGCUGUUUUAACUAUGAUCGAGGUGAAAGCUCGAUUGCUUCGUGGGUCGGUAUUUUUUGCUGGGGAAUGUAUAGAGUGUGAGAUUAUUUUCACGAAUACUGCAAGCAUUAAGGAAGGCAAGUGCAGCGAGACUAGUAAUCACGCGUUCAAUAAUGAAUGCAUGAAGGAGAACUCCGGAACGGACAGGCUAGCUUGGGCUAGCGCGCAGAUUCACUGUCAAUGUACCGUAAACGAAUCGCGCGUGAAACUUCCUUCGAGAACUGAUCGAAUGUCAGAUCAAUUCACUUUAAACUCGACUUCUUCUUGUACAAGCUUCGUUCCUUCGAGAGGUUAGAAAACAGUUGCGGCGUUGGUGUGAUUUAUUACUUGAUUUGGUUGGUAUACUAUCUACUAUCCGGUUCGUGACAGGCUGGUGGUGAAUUAUUGAUUUGAGUUAUUUCUUGUUAUUUCUCGAAGGUGAGGAAGGACGAUGUUUGAUGUCUACGCAGCCAAAGAUACUCUUCUGUGACUUGGAGCUUGCUCCUGGCGAAUCUAAAAAUUGUAAGUGUGGAUUUUUGGUUCAACUUUGUUUUAAGCAUAUAUCAUUACUUUCUAUAGAACUAUUAAAAAUAUAACAGACACUCACUGUUAAAAAAUAUAUGUGGGAUAUAAUGGUAAACAUCGGUAAUGCGCGCGUCCUUUAUCAAAACUAAUUAAGCCCCAAAGAAGUGUAUUGAUCGUUAAAGAUAUUUCUGUUUUUGGUUGUUUUGGCAGGAUCUUUACUUUUAAACAGUAUGUCAAAAAAAAUGCUCGGGAACAACAUGGUGAAAAUUUUGAUGAACGACGCUUUUAAUUGAAUUUAUUUGGCUCUUAGCCGGAUAAUGAAAGUUUCCUAAUUAACAGUAUUGUGUUUGCAUUCAUACCAGUUGUCAGUUGUCUGAUUGAAGUGCCUGAUAUUAUUAUUGGGUGUCAUUGAAAGUGUAAGCACAGUUUUUGUAUACAGUGAACAUGAAGAUUAGGGAAAAAUUUGUUUUAGACUGUUAUUUUUUUGUCGUGGAUGUCUUGAUCUUGAUGUCCCAAGUCUAGCCUUACACCUUUCAGUGAGUGAAACCUUCUUAAAUCAAGAGAGUUUCAAACCAGGUUCUGUUGAUUGUUUACUUUUAGUACCUCAGUUUUCCAGAAAAAUCAUUCCUCACUGUGUGAAAAAUUAGCUUAUUUUAUUGUAAUCAAAUCCAUCACAGAAAUUUUGAUUUUAACAUUAGAUAGAAAGAAAUGCAUUAAAUUCCUUCCGUAGAGUUGAAUGCUGUAAUGUGAGUGUUCUGGGUUAUGAACUGAGGGGUCAAUUACUGUGUUUGAUUUGGUAAGAGAAGCAAGCUUUGGUUUGAAUAAUAAUUUUAGACCAAAGGUUGUUAUCAAUAUUAUUAUCUCAGCUACUUAAAUUAGAGUUACAAAAAUCAAGCAGUUGGAUAGAUGGGACUCAAUGAAUUACAAUCAUUAAUUGAUUUUAUUAUCUAUGUACAUUUUGGAGGUCAUUCUUCUUGGCAUUAUCAGCUAAUCCCUCUCUGUCUCUCUCCCCAUUUCCCCUUUAGUCUUAUUACCCUUGCUGAAGGCUAUGUAUUGAAAUAAGUGGGCUUAAGAUAGAUGAACCUUGAUAUCCUAUUGCUAUGUUCUCGGAGAAACAGCUAGAAAUAGGAAAUCUGCACACAAGAUGGCCGAUCAACUCAAGAGCUCAUGGGUUUUACAGUAACCACAUACAUGCUGAGGGCUCAGUGUGAAUUACUGACCCUUUAACCCUUUAAGCACUAAUAGUGGUCAGUGUCAAAUUUCUCCUUGUUGUAUCAGUGCUUUAUAAAACAGAGUGGUCAAGACAAUUAAGAACGUGAUCACACAAGAUGAAUCUAAUAUUUUAUUGAUACUUCAACAAAUAAUUUCUCCCCACUACUUCUAUUGAAAACGUAUAGGUGGGAUAACAAAAUUAAUGAGAAUUUGAAUUUUGAUGUUAGAGUUAAAGGCCAAAUGUGAUGAUACACUAUGACACCUGACAACUAGAAGUUGAUCAUUUCUCUCUUUCAGUGGUAUAACUCACUCCAUAACGUUACGCUCCAGAAGUAAAAACAAAAGUUUUCAAUCUUAUUAUGCUAGACAGAAGCAUAUUUCUGUCAAGUUGAAGCAAAAACCAAACUUCUGUUAAUACCAUUCAUGAUUCUGGGAUGUGAGCAUUCUUGUUGCGUAAGCUUGUUAAAAAACUAAAAAGUUUUCAAUCGUAUCUCUAUAUUUGCUGUGGUUACACACUAGCUUUUUUUUCUUACUGAUUAGCUCUAUUGGAUAUAAAUAAAAAUUUCAUACUCAUCUUGUACAUUACACUUUAGAUUUUUAUAGUGACACAAUCCCAUUUGAUGGAGCCCCAUCUUACAAAGGACAUGCCGUUAAAUAUUCAUACAAGAUCACUGUUGGUACAAGCAGGGUUCAAGGACAUUCCGUCUUGCUGAGACUACCUUUUAGAAUAAUGGUGUUACAAGGUUUGUACAAAUCGCACUUUGCUAUUACUGUACAUGCAUAUAGACAUGUUUACAUGUACUGAAUACUAAAUCUCAGAGUAUUGAUUAUCUAGUCACUUUCUGUGAAGAAUUCAUUCAGUGGAAAAUUUCAGCUUAAUGCAUGAUAUGAAGUACCCUAAAAUCAAGAUGAGGGGAAAAACAACCCAUAUGUAUAUAACUAUUAUAGAUAUAUUCAGAAAAUACAACGUUUAAAAGAGGCCAGGAGCUACCAGGAGUGUUGCAUCUCGUCCCUGGAGAGGAUUCGGUGCCCAUUGCAGGGUACUGUACUUGGGACUAAAGAAAAUGUCCAUAAUUAGGGUCACUCAGGUGUUUCGAAGGUGUCUGAUGGUAUAGGUUGUAUUGUAUAUGUGCCUUUGAUUUGCGUAAUAUUUCUGAUUGACCUAACUUUUAUAUUGUACUAACAAAUAAAGGAUCUUAAGUCAUAUUGUUUUUGUCUUCAUUUUUUCAGGCCUGGGGGAACUUGAACAUUUUUUAAACAAAGAGGAAAAUUCACAUAAUCCAUUUUUAGAAAAUUCUUCUCCAAAGACAUCCUUGUUAGAUUUAGCAGUGGAAAUUUUAACAACAAUUACUUCUAGGAGAAAUCCCCGUAAGUAUGCAUUGCCUUUUAAACGUGAACUUUUACUAGUCAAAAAUUGCCGUGGGCAGAGUGGGAAAUUUUACACUUAUAGUUUAAUUUUUUACUCUGCUUCUUCCAGGGUCCUCUUGUAAAUCCUUUUACUCCUAAUAGUGCCCAUAGUAAACAAUUUGUAAAAAGAAAAAAAUCAAAUUUCAGAUUGUUCUACUGUUUAGAGGUGACUAGCACUAUGCAGAAGUUCUGCUAAAAAGGUUUCAUUUUAAUGGUAACAGCACAAGAUUUCAUGUGCAGAUUCCAUAAAGUAAUCUCACGUUUGCAUUUAAAUAUUAAACAUCAUAAUUAAGCAAACAAUUCAAUCUAAAUUGUGUCAGUUAGUUGGCAAUUUGCAAUGUGCGCAUGAAAUCAUUAUGUCAGGAUCAACAAGUAACCUCUGCCAAAAAUAAUAUUAUUCAUGCUGACUGUAUAGUAGAUGCCAUUCAACACAAAAAAAGGCAGUCAAACCUUUAUUACAUAAUGUGCCUAGCUGAAAAUGUUCUCUAUCAUUCACUAGAUACUAAAAAUAUGUUAUCUGAAAUGUGGUUAAUUUUUGCAGAUGUAUAUAAUAUUGUAAGUGAUAGAGGAACAGUAGGAAAAUUUUGUCUCUUCAAGUCUGCAUACCGGAUUGGUGAAGAAAUUGUAGGAUCUUUUGACUUUUCUGAUUCUGUUAUUGUUUGCCAAAAGGUAUGUAAUAUAUUAUUUUGAUUUUUGUGGGUUUGCAGUCAUCAGGCUCCUCCCUAAGACAGAAACCUUGAGUCUGUCAUUGCCCUUUACUCAGCUUUGGCCAUUUUCUUUGGCUUUUUUUCCAAGAGGCAGAUGCCUGUCUUGCAUGAGGCCCUCAUAGGGGUUGGAGUACAUGUCCCGGGUCUGAAUUUCAAAUAAAGUCAUUUCACCUUUUGAGGAGUAGGCCAUGUUGCUGUCUGUAUGUAACCCAUCUUUAUGUCCUUUGUUGCCAUUUCAUCCAGUCUUAUGCAGGGUUGUCACUAAGAUUUCAAGUUGCCGGGUAAAUACAAUGAGCAGGCUGGGAAUCAAAAAGCUAGGGAUUUCUUUCAGUUCUAUUUUUCUUCUAUAUUUCAAUGAAAGCAGCCAGGGGCCACACUCGUAGUAGCCAGGGAAAAUCCCCAGGCCCCAGCCCUUAAUGACAGCCCUGCUUAUGUUGCUGUUUCAAGGCUGUGUCGCUUGUUGGAAAUUAACCCUAACAGGGCCUCUUGCAUGGACACUAUGGUGUUGUACUGUUCUUAAUGGUGUCUGUCGAAAAGAGAAGCUAACUGUGAAGUGUGGAUUAUAUAUCUAUUGUCUUAUCUACUUGUUUCCAAGAUUUUUUUCCCCUAAAUGGGCAAAGUGAGAUCUCACAUUAAAUUUUUUGUGCCUUUUGAUACAGAUUAUAUUAAAGGUACAUGUUUGUUGACCAAGCUCAUGAAUAUGAAAUCAGCUUAACAUGCAUUUAUUAGAAUUCAGUUAAACCUGUGAUAAAAUUAUAUAAAGAAAACUUAAUUAAGACUAUAAUAUUAUUGUUAUACUAGUUUUAUAAAUUGUUUUCCCAAGAAUUGGAUGGUAAUUGAUGUGUCUUCAUCUUGGAUUUCAUUAGCCCACCUUGAGAGCUACUGUCCUGUUCUUUUCACAAAAAGUAAUAGUUUUUAGAUGCACAAGAGUAGUUUUUUCAUGGGCAAAUUGCAGGAUAAAUGCAGAGUUGUUAACAGCAAAAUUACCUGUAUAGUGCAGUGCACCUGUUAUAUUACUCACAUGCCUUUUUUGUAACAAUUAUUAAAGUUUUAAUUUUGUCUAUUUUUUACUAACAAAAUGCUUUUUUUAGUUUUCAGUAGUUCUUCAAAGUGAGGAGCAUAUUCCUGAAGACUCUCGCAAUCCUUCUAGACCAGAAUCAUCUGACGUGACAUACUCAUCUUUCACUAGUAUUCAAGAAAGCUGUUUGCAUACCAAGAAAACUCAUUUGGUGUUACCAAUACCUUUUACUGCAUGUCCAGAGUUUGUAUCAGAUUUAGGUAAUACCACUUGGAAUGUUAGCCUUUCCACAUUCUUUAAAAUAUGUGAAAAUAAAUAAUAAUAUUAUUUCUCCGUAAUUGCACUACAUAGUACUAUCAAGGCUGUGCUCUAAAAGAAAUUGAAGGGAGCCCAGCAUUGCUCUGAACCUGUGAAAUUCAGGGUGCGCAGCAUAUGAUUUCCAUGAAAAAACUAAAUUUUCUAGUGGCCUGGGAGCAAAAAUUAGGUACCAGUGGCCAGCAGGCGCUGCCACAGCACAGCUUUGGCUAUUCUAUUUGAAGGUUUCAAAUGAAGCCAAUAAAAAGAGAUGCUGACUAUCCAAAAAUGCUCUCUGAAUAAGAGGAAAUAUGCAUUCAGUUAGUGUAGGUCCAGGCAUGGGCAGACACAUGCACGAGAGCACUUCAUAAUUCAAUAUAUCCCCACAAUAGACAACUAGAUUUUCUCUUAAAGUUGUUGUGUUUGCUCAAGUAAAAUAAAGUCGAUAGUUUCAGACUUUUCUAGAACAUGGCUACAGGCAUUUCCUGGUUCCAAAAACUUAAUGCAAAGAAAGAGGUUUUGAUUAGGUAAUUACUGGCAAAUUUGCCAAUCUCCAGCUACUGUUAAAACCUCUAUUAUUGACACUGAUUGUGACAACAUUGUGAAACCCUCACGUCAUGUCCUUAAUCUUUGUGUGACUGUUGUAGUUUGUUUUAGGUAAUUUUUAUUUUUCCAUUGUUUUUGGGUAUGGUAAUGUAUACUAAUGAAUUUUAAACAAAGGAAAAACAAAAAUUAACUGAAAUAAAAAAUUAUCUGCAACAUAUCUAUUAUUAUUAUUAUUUAUUUGUUUAUUUAUUUUUUGCAGUAUGUUUAAGGUGGAGACUUCAUUUCGAAUUUGUACUUGCAUCAACACCACUACCAGCUGGAGCUAGUCCUGUGCAACUUACAAGUCGUUAUACGGACAUUGCGACAUGGCAGGGUCCAGCUGAUGUUGAUGUGGAAACCAUGACUUGGGAUCUACCGAUCAAAAUUCUGCCGACAAAUCCACUGCAUGCCUCAUCUAUCUCAACAAGCAGGACAAGAAACACUGUAGUUUUUUGA
Porites evermanni is the source of this 6245-nucleotide messenger RNA. The record is from the annotation of a GenBank genome assembly. NCBI's taxonomy places the organism in Eukaryota, Metazoa, Cnidaria, Anthozoa, Scleractinia, Poritidae.